This is a messenger RNA of Aspergillus costaricaensis CBS 115574, 987 nucleotides long. Its product is annotated as N-terminal protein methyltransferase. Lineage: Eukaryota; Fungi; Ascomycota; Eurotiomycetes; Eurotiales; Aspergillaceae. The transcript has a single exon. Gene Ontology annotation, cellular component: cytoplasm. Gene Ontology annotation, biological process: N-terminal protein amino acid methylation. The record is from RefSeq and is a predicted model, not a curated record. Gene Ontology annotation, molecular function: N-terminal protein N-methyltransferase activity. Bases 95 to 814 code for a protein of 239 amino acids.
AGUUCUCUCACUCGCUUACUUACUUGAAGCUUGCUUAUAGAGCUGCACCGCGCUGCGCUGUGCUACACUACUGCUGACAGCAGCCACGCACACCAUGUCCACCCCCAGCGACGCCCCUCCCGACUCGCACAUCGACCAUGCCGCUUCCCUCCGCUACUGGAACUCCGUCGCCGCCAACACAAAGACCAUGCUGGGCAUGCUAGGCUCGUACCCAUGGUACACGCGAAUCGAUCUCCGAGGCUCCAAGACCUUCCUUGGCAAGGUCCGUCGCAUGAUUCCCAAUUGCCCGACGGAGGGGAAGCUCCCACUGGGCGUGGACUGCGGCGCAGGCGUGGGUCGCGUCACCGAGGGUCUCCUCAGCCAGGUCUGCGAGCGCGUUGAUGCCGUCGAGCCCAUUGAGAAGUUCACCGAGGUGAUUCGGAACUCGGAGCUGAAGCGCACGGGUGUUGUCGGCGAUAUCUAUACAAUGGGUCUGGAGAAUUGGUAUCCUGAGAAGAACAAGUACGAUUUGAUCUGGACGCAGUUCUGCGUGGGACAUCUUACGGAUGUGCAAUUGAGGGAGUACUUUGUUCGAUGUCGGGAGGCGUUGACGGAGACGGGGAUAAUGAUCGUGAAGGAGAAUCAGUCCACCGAUCCGAAUGGGUUGGAUAUGUUUGAUGAGGAGGAUAGCAGUGUGACCAGGACGGAUGAGAAGCUUCGGACACUGUUUAAGGAGGCUGGGUUGGUGCUUGUUGCGUCGGAGUUGCAGUUGGGAUUCCCGAAGAACUUUAAGCUCUUGCCUGUGAGGUUUUAUGCGUUGAGACCGUCGACUUGAGGGUCUUUGGGAGAUUAUUCAGUGAUGUGAUACGGCGGUGCUGUGUACCUGGUUUGUCGGAGGUUCUGGGUAGCGUCUGCCGUUGGGACUUCUGAGUCAAUGCGGAUUCUAAUGCCUUUGGAGCCGAGGUUCGCGUCCGACUAUCAGUGCGGACGCUGGCAGUGCGCAGCCCC